AUGAUUCUACCUAAACAUAUUUUCGAAUCCUACGAAACUGUUAGCACUGAUCAACGUGCUGAAAGUCCGACUGAACAAACGACUCAAUUAUCGUACCAAGAUUUUCGAAAAGAAGCGAUUUUAGAAAUUCAGCGGGCCCGUACAACUAUAGAACUACUUCAGGAUCGACUGUAUUUUCUGGAAAAGAUCAGUUAUGAUAAAGUUAGUCGGCCCGAUUAUGCAUAUGCACACUGGGGCGGAAAAGUAAUCAGAGUAGAUUCCCAGCAGCACAGUUGGAUUUUAUCAUCCGUAGAAAGAAUUCUAAAUAUCGGACGAUAUCGUGCUAGAAAUAGAAAUUGUUGCAUCAAUGAGGUGGGUGAAAGUCGCGUCUUGUAUGGAUCUGUUGGCAAAAUCGUAAUUGAAUUAGCUGAUUUACUUUACAUAGAUGGUAUAACAGUGGAACACGUACCGCAAACUGUAUUACCUAAUUCAUCAAUUGAAAGUGCAAUGAAGCAGUUCACUGUCUGGGGUAUGCCAAGUGCUUUUAAAGCAACCGCUAGAAAUCAAUUCAAUUACGGAAGGUUUAUCUUCGACCCUAAAGUUGAUUUCAUUCAACAGUUCAAUUUCACUUUAAAAUCACCCUUACCGUAUCAGUAUGUGAGAAUUAAUGUCGAAUCUAACCAUGGAGCUGAGUUUACAUGCAUCUACAGGUUGCGUGUGCAUGGGAACACCAAAUCCGGAGCAAAAAUAAAUUGAAGUCACACAAUCGUUACUUUCACCCUAAAUUGAAAAAAAUAUAUCGAAGAGUCGG
Molecule: messenger RNA, 790 nt
Organism: Sabethes cyaneus
Lineage: Eukaryota; Metazoa; Arthropoda; Insecta; Diptera; Culicidae
Gene: spag4
Product: klaroid protein
Exons: 5
Coding region: 1-735 (244 amino acids)
Biological process (GO): nuclear envelope organization
Cellular component (GO): meiotic nuclear membrane microtubule tethering complex; nuclear envelope
Molecular function (GO): protein-membrane adaptor activity
Source: RefSeq, a predicted model, not a curated record